GAAGCCUGAAAUAGAGGAACUUCUGAUCAAAAUCAUUCAAAUCAGCCUAAGAUAACAAAAAUAACCAAGUUCUCAGAAAGUAUACAGGAAGCCCUGACCACCACACAGGAACUUGCAUGUUAAAGUGUGUUCGUCUGUAACGUUUCAGCUAGUUUGUGUCAUUGUGAAAGAGACGAAGAGAAAGAUGUCUGGAACACGUACCCUCUGCUGCCAUGUCACCACGGCGACCCUCUCAUUUGCCAUCAUAUAUCUGAUUGUUAAUGUGCUGAAUUUGGUGGGCAUCAUUCUAAUGGUUUCAUUGGAUAAAGAGGCAUUUUCUGUCUCCUAUUAUGAAUCAAAGGCUACCAGGGGCCAGCGUGUCUUUGACAUCAGCACUAACAUUCUGAUGCUGGUUAUGAUGUCGAUCUCUGCUGUGCUGGUCCUGUUCUCGAAACGCAAGGGCCCGAUGUUUGUGCUGCCUUUUGUGCUGAUGAUGUUUGUGGAGCUGAGUCUGAGUUUUCUGUCCCUGUUUGAUGGAGCCUGGGGUCUGCCAGGGACCCCGAGCUACAGAGACAUGCUGCAAGCUGUAAAGGGUCAGAUGAGAGUGGAUAGGUUGAAUGAGGAGGAAAUUGGCCAUUUCACCAUGUGGUACUCUGUUCUCUUUAUGAUGGACAUACUGCUGAAGGUGUACGUCCUUCAAGUGUCAAUGAGGUGUUUCUAUGCCCUGAAGGCAGAAAGGAUGGCUGCUGUCAUUGUUGACACUGGAAAUACUGUGACAGUGAAGCUGCCUUCUUAUGAUGAGGCUCUCAAGAUGAAAGCAGAAGACACACCCCCUACUUAUCAUGAGGCUUAAAAUUAAUGCAUACUUUAGGCAUGGUUUUAUGACGCAAAAUGCAAAAAAAUUUAACAACCACUAUUAUUAAGCACAAAUAUUCACACGCAUGCUAACAACCACAUGCAACACAAACAGGUAUGGCUAUGCUUACAUCUUUGUUUUUACACAUUAAAAGUAAUUAACUGAUU
Sinocyclocheilus rhinocerous is the source of this 1002-nucleotide messenger RNA. RefSeq names its product lysosomal-associated transmembrane protein 4B-like. The coding region runs from base 185 to 832 and encodes 215 amino acids. The record is from RefSeq and is a predicted model, not a curated record. Lineage: Eukaryota; Metazoa; Chordata; Actinopteri; Cypriniformes; Cyprinidae. The transcript is spliced from 7 exons. Gene Ontology annotation, cellular component: lysosomal membrane.